This is a messenger RNA of Rangifer tarandus platyrhynchus (Svalbard reindeer), 3159 nucleotides long. Lineage: Eukaryota; Metazoa; Chordata; Mammalia; Artiodactyla; Cervidae. The record is from the annotation of a GenBank genome assembly.
AUGUUAGAAGAUGCUUUUUCAGAAGAAGACAUCUGGGAAUACAAAUCCAGAAGAAAACCAAAACGAGUACAUCCAAAUAAUUGCUCUGAGAAUAUUCCAGAAUCUGUUGAAAAAGCAACAGAUGGACAACACCAGUCAAAACGAAACAGAAAUAAAAAAAGGACUGUAGAAACUAAAAAGAAGGCCAAGACCCCAGAAACGUGCCUUAGAGAAACAGUCAGUCAGACUUCCGUAGCUUCCAGUCAGAACUCCACUUGCGGAGAUGGUAUUCAACAGGGCCAAGACACGGAGGCCACUCCAGAAAAGCGCUGUAGGACUCACAAAGACAAACACGUGUCUCCAAAGACACGACCGGUUUAUGAUGGGUACUGUCCCAACUGCCAGAUGCCUUUUUCCUCCUUACUAGGUCAGACACCUCGAUGGCAUGUUUUUGAGUGUUUGGAUUCCACACCAGUCUCCGCAACAGAGUGUCCUGAUGGCCUUCAGUGUUCCUCAACAAUUCCUUCUCAUUACCAGAGAUACACUCACCUUCUGCUAGCUCAAAGCAGGGCUGGUAAUAGUCCUCUCAGGGAUCCUUCCCAUGGAUCAGGUUGGAGUUUCAGUGAGACUAAUUCAGACUUUCUUUGUAGCCUUGAGAAAAGAUGGUCUUCACAUCAGAAACAAACAGAAAUCUUAAAAAAUGUUUCAAUUGAUCCCUUGCUAGUGACACAAUGUCUAAAAAGCUCUCAGUCUCCAACUGAAACCCAUAAAAAGAUUUCCUCUUUGACAAAUAUCCAAACUUCCCAACAAGUCACACAAUUUACAGGACAUGUUAAUAGUGACAAACUGGUAGGAGUUGGUUUGCCUCUUGUUGAAGAAUUAGACAGCCAAAACAACCCAGAACAAAGAAAUUUGCCAUUGCCAGAAAAUGACUUUAGCAACUGUGAAAUCUCCUAUUCUCCACUUCAAAGUGAUGAAGAAACUUAUGAUACAUAUGAUAAGCUGGAUGAUUCACAACAGAAACUAUUUUUCAUGGAAAGCUCUAAAGAUGGCAGCCUAGAAGAAGAUGACAACAGCUCCACUUUGUCUAAAAAACUAUAUGACCCCUUACUGAAGGACCAGGAGGCCUGCCCCGAAGUGGAUAGCUUCUUAAUGCAGGAUAAAUACAAUGAAGAAUUGUAUGAAUGCAACUCUCUUAAUGAUUCGUCUCAACUUACUUUCCAAAAUAAGAGAUUUGUUUCAUGUGGUCAUCCAGCAUAUACUGAUGAUGAUUUUAUGUUGCUUCCACCUGCAUUAGCAGAGACGUUUACUUCUCCUAGUUACCAAGCCUCUAAAGCAAAACCUAAUGAGCCAGAAUUUCACUCCUCUCAAUCAAACAAAGAGAAACAGGUGAUUGAAGAAUCAGCUGUUUACAAUCAAAACUCUCUUCCAUUACUUAAGAGUAAAAUGCCAAAACCUUUUGAAAACCAGAGAGGAGGGUGUCAUUCUGUCCACCCAACCCAAAGUAAAAUCAGAGAAUUAUCAAAUAAGAAUUCCAAUGCUAAGAACAACGCAAACUCAGCAUGUUUCUGCAGAAAGACAUUAGAUGGUAUGCUGGACAAUCAAGUUCCGGUUUUAAAUUCAGAAACAUUUUCUAGUACACCUACUGUUGCUAAGCCUUCGAAAAUGUCGCCCUCUGGCCCUAAGUGUCAUGCAACACAGCCUUCUACUAAGGUAAUGAAGCAGAUGGAUAUAGGUGUGUAUUUUGGACUGCCACCCAAAAGAAAAGAAGAGAAAGUGCUGGAGGAAAGUUCAUUAGAAGGGGUGAACUUCAAUACAGCUAUAAGUCCUAAUGAAAAGAGGUCCCAGCAGCGCAAGAGGAAAGCAGAAAAAUCUUUAAGUGAUUUAGAAUUAGAGGCAAAGAAUUUAAGUGAAAGUCAGCCCUCUCUGGAGCUUUCUGAUAAGGGGUCACAGCGUCAAAGAAAGAGACUUAAAAAGUCAGAUUCAUUGCAGGAAGGAGGACAUCAGAAGAAUCCAGGUCACCUUAAAAAGACAGUGCCUGGAACAGUCAAUUUAAGUAAAGACAAAGCCUUCAUGAAAUCAACUCGUCGCAGGGUGCAGAGGGAGAACACGAAAAUCUCAGAGUCAUCUAAUGCAGGAGAAUUAAGGAAAAGGACAUGUCCAUUCUAUAAGAGAAUACCUGGAACUGGCUUUACGGUCGAUGCCUUUCAGUAUGGAUGGGUUGAAGGUUGCACUGCCUAUUUUCUCACUCAUUUCCAUUCUGAUCAUUACGCUGGAUUGUCUAAAAACUUCACGUUUCCCAUUUAUUGUAGUGAGAUAACUGGCAAUUUGUUGAAGAGGAAACUUCACGUACAAGAACAAUAUAUCCAUCCAUUGCCAAUAGACACUGAAUGUAUAGUGAAUGGUAUCAAGGUUAUUUUGCUAGAUGCCAAUCACUGUCCAGGUGCUGUCAUGAUCCUUUUUUAUCUUCCUAACGGUCAUGUCAUACUACAUACGGGAGACUUCAGGGCAGACCCCAGCAUGGAACGUUCUCUACUUGUAGGCCAGAAAGUCCACACGCUUUACUUAGAUACAACAUAUUGCAGCCCAGAAUACUCUUUUCCGUCUCAGCAAGAGGUUAUCCAGUUUGCCAUCAACACUGCCUUUGAGACUGUAACUCUAAACCCAUGGGCUCUUGUUGUCUGUGGCACUUACUCUAUUGGAAAAGAGAAAAUCUUCCUAGCCAUUGCUGAUGUUCUAGGUUCAAAAGUAGGCAUGUCCAAAGAAAAAUAUAGCACAUUACAGUGCUUCAAUAUGCCAGAAGUCAAUUCCCUCAUCACUACAGACAUGUGCAAUUCACUGGUCCACCUUCUCCCAAUGACGCAAAUUAAUUUUAAGGGUUUACAGAAUCACUUGAAGAAGUGUGGUGGGAAAUACAAUCAGAUUUUGGCUUUUCGGCCUACAGGUUGGACGCAUUCUAACAAGUUAACUAGACUAACAGAUAUUAUUCCCCAGACCAAAGGAAACAUUUCAAUAUAUGGGAUUCCUUACAGUGAACACAGCAGCUACCUAGAGAUGAAACGUUUUGUUCAGUGGCUGAGGCCGCAGAAAAUCAUACCUACUGUGAAUGUGGGCACCUUGAAAUCUAGACGCACAAUGGAGAAAUAUUUUCAAGAGUGGAAACUGGAAGCUGGAUAUUGA